AUGGAUGGCUCGGAAGUUAAGAGUAUGUCCAAUAUAUUCAUCCCAUGCGACGAGUACGAUGCUCAUAUAAAGAAAAACAAACCUGCACUACACGCUAAAUUGGUGAAGAUGCGCAGAGAUUACCUUGAGAUGGAACCAAAAAAUAGUCAGGCUUCGAACUUCAUUGGAGAGGUGUAUAAGACGGCUCGACUUGUGCGACGUAAAAUGAUGGACGCUCCGACGGAGGCCAAGACGAUCCUCGAUCACUUCAACGGAAUGACGCAGGAGGCUCGUCAGAUGCUCAUCGAUAAAUAUCCAGUACUCCAAGAACUUGGUACGUUCAAAACCAAGAUGGGGAAAUAG
Messenger RNA from Cooperia oncophora, 342 nucleotides. Lineage: Eukaryota; Metazoa; Nematoda; Chromadorea; Rhabditida; Trichostrongylidae. The record is from the annotation of a GenBank genome assembly.